GGGAGCCAUACAGAACAGGAACGAUGAAGGUUUUGUUUCUCUUAGUGCUGCUUGCAGCCGCCAACUGUGAGAAAGUAUUCUUUGGAGACCAGGUCAUCAGGGUCAAUGUGGAAUCUGAGGAACAGAUUCAGCUCCUACGUGCUCUGGAGAAGGACACUUACUGGGGUUUGGACUUCUGGCUCCACCCUGUAAACAGUGAGUUGCCCGUGGACAUCCACGUGCCCUACCAGAGUCUGUAUGCAGUGAAGGACUACCUCAGCGCCCACAACAUCCCCUACACUGUCAUGAUCACAAACGUACAGGAUCUCCUGGACGAGGAGAAGGCAGAGAUGGAGGAAAACAACAUGAAGGAGCGGCACUCCAGGAGCUUUAACUUUGGAGCAUAUCACCCUCUGGAGACAAUCUACAGCUGGAUGGAUGACCUGGUGGCUGCCCAUCCGAACCUGGUCACUAAGGAUCAGAUAGGAACCUCCUAUGAGGGUAGGCCCAUGUAUGUCCUGAAGUUCAGCACUGGUGGAGACAGGCGUCCAGCCAUCUGGGUUGACUCUGGCAUCCACUCCAGAGAGUGGGUGUCUCAGGCCACUGGAGUUUGGACUGCCAACAAGAUUGCCACAGACUUUGGUACCGAUCCCUCCCUGACCUCCCUCCUGAACACCAUGGACAUCUACCUGCUGAUCGUGGCCAACCCGGAUGGCUACGUCCACACUCACACCAGUGACCGCAUGUGGCGUAAGACUCGCUCCCAGAACCCUGGCUCCAUGUGCCGUGGUGUCGACCCCAAUAGGAACUGGGAUGCCGGCUUUGGUGGCCCCGGCGCCAGUUCCAACCCCUGCUCUGACUCUUACCACGGACCGUCUCCUCACUCUGAGAUCGAGGUGAAGAAUGUGGUGAACCUGGUGAAGAGCCAUGGCAACUUUAAGUCCUUUAUCUCCAUCCACGCCUACUCCCAGCUACUCAUGUACCCUUAUGGAUACACCUGCAAAGACGCGUACCACGCUGCCGAACUGGACUCUGUGGGUAGGUCUGCAGUUCAGAAGCUCAGCUCUCUCCAUGGCACCACAUACAAGGUUGGCAGCAUCUGCAAAAUCAUCUACCAAGCCAGUGGGGGCAGUAUUGAUUGGUCCUACAAUGUUGGCAUCAAGUAUUCCUUCGCCUUUGAACUGAGAGACACCGGUCGCUAUGGUUUCAUCCUGCCAGCCAACCAGAUCAUCCCCACAGCCUCCGAGACGUGGCUGGCCCUGAAAGACAUCAUGGCCUACGUCCGUGAUCACCCCUAUUAAGCCCAAAGCCCUCCAAAAUCCAUUUACCACAGGGCAUAUAUUCUUUGAAAUAAACAAAAACCUAUCGCUCGUUUA
Esox lucius (northern pike) is the source of this 1355-nucleotide messenger RNA. RefSeq names its product carboxypeptidase A2. Gene Ontology annotation, molecular function: zinc ion binding; metallocarboxypeptidase activity. The transcript has 11 exons. Gene Ontology annotation, biological process: proteolysis. NCBI's taxonomy places the organism in Eukaryota, Metazoa, Chordata, Actinopteri, Esociformes, Esocidae. The record is from RefSeq and is a predicted model, not a curated record. The coding region runs from base 24 to 1280 and encodes 418 amino acids.